UAUAACGAGUUCAGGCUCUAGGACUUAAACUAGGGAAAAAAAGUGGUGAUAUAUUUGAUCUAGUAAAAUAAUCUUCGAUUACUUUGGUGCAUUGUGACAAAAUACUGUAUGUAUGGUUAUGAAGAGCAGGAAGAAGCACCAAAAUUGUGGGAUUUAAGACCCCUGAACUAUUUAAUCAUAAGCUUCAGGGAGCAGCAAUCAUAUUCUUUAAAGUGCUCUUUUAACCUUGGAUGUUGGUGGAACUUAAUUUGUGUAGCUUAGGGUUUUCAUUUUCCAAUAAUAUUUAGCACUUUGUUGGAUAGAGCUGUCCAUUGAGGAUUUGUUGCAUAAUUUCCAGAUGGCCAUUAAGGCCUAUGGGCCUCUUGUUAUUCUUGCAUUAUUCAAAAUAGUUGAUGUAGAAAUGUAAUAAAAUAUUCAUACUAAAUGUAAUGCGCUAUUUCUGACAACAGUGGUGAAUUUCUUAAAUAUUUAAUGACUAAUUUGCCAAUAUAUAUGGGGAGAUAACAGCUUAAUGGUGAUCAUUAACACAUUCAGUGUUCAGUGCUGUUGACUGGGACUUCAUUUACAGAGAAAAUAAACCUGGAGUCCUCAGGAUUGUGUAAAUUAUCACUUUUAUAUUUGUUCCACGCAAUUUCAUAUUGUGGAUUUCAGGGAUGUAUGUCCGUAAUUUUGGGAAGAAGAAAGUUUGGAAUUUCUUAUGUACGUAAUUCAAGAAUAUUGUAGUCCUGGAUAUCUUCUCUGAUUGUGUCUGUUGUUUAAUGCAGAAAGUCACAGACUGCAUCUUUAAGUGGUUUAGAGUUGUGUCAUAGAAAAAAUACAUUGUGUUGUGGCCAUCAGUGAAAGCUACAUUGAAAAUCUUGUGAAGAUCAUGGAUGCCAAUCAAAGAAGGCAAAAUUUUCGUCUGUUUUCACUCCAAAGUCGAAAGAAGAGUCAAUUUAUCACAGACUCGUUUAUGAUCAAACUUCCAUCAGUGCUGAGUAGCACUAGUACUGUUAGCACCACUAGUACAACCACUACUUCGGGUAAAUCCAGCAAAUCUAUUAGUGAUGGGGGCUCGGAGUUUGAAGACUUCCAAUCUGACUCAUCAAACCGAGUGUCCUCAGUAUCACGGUCUGGCUCAGCCAAAGAUCCUGGUGGAAGUUCAGAUCUAGGCUUUGCCAAACAUGAUGAGAGAUUCAGCAUAAUAGAGAAUCCUUCUGAAGAGAUGCAACAGUAUGUUGACAAAAUCCAGGAGCUUCAAUUUCAGAACAGUAAGUUAGCAGAGGAAAAUUCCACUCUCCAGCAGCAGAUUUACAGUCAGGAGGAGAGUCUCGCUCAGAGUAAUACUACCAACGACAGCCUGGUCAGGAAAGUCAAGUGCUUACAGGAAGCCUUACAGCUAAGACAGCAGCAUGACUGUGAGAAUGAAGAAAUUAUUCUGAAACUCCAGGACCAAAAGCAGGAAAUGAAACACAAGAUAGAUUGUCUAACAAGUGAUGUGGAUCAUUUAAGAUCAAGCAACAAAGAACUGGAAGCAAAUGUUGUAGAAUACCAGCACCAGAUAGAGCACAUGACAGAGAUGAAAAGAGUUCAAGAGAUCCAACUUUCAGAGAGAUAUGAGGAAUUAAGGAAUCAACAGAACCAGCUGCUGAGUUUGUCAACUACUGUGCAGGAAAUGAGAACAGAGAAUAAAGACCUCCAGUCCAAGCUUUGCCAGUCUAAUGAAGCCCUGAAAAGCCUGAAGCAAACUGCGGAAUGCGAAGAAAAGGGAGACAACCUCAGGCGAUUUCCAUGUAGCACCCCAAUUAAAAGGAAUAACUCUAUCUGUAUGGAACUGAGAGGAGUGUUGGAGGAUGGGGACCACAUGCCUUCUCCAAUGUGUGAGAAAGAAAUUGACGAAAUCGACCAGGUGUAUCCGAUUUUCUCCUCGGAUGAAGACACGGAUAAUGAUAAUAAUCCAAACAUCAGCAUUUACUCGGUGUCCCUGAAGGAUGAACUCACAAUGGAUAUGUCCAAAUUUAUGGAGAAGUAUCAGAGUAAACAGGAGAGCCUGCUGGAUGAUAUCCGUCAUUUCCUGGGAACUGGGGCCUCCUCAGGAGAGGGAUCAUUUACCAACGAAUUCUUCGGGAAACUGGAAGAUCAAAUGUCCAAACUGUCCCACAAAGUGUCCACUCUAGCUCAGGCCAAAACAGAUGUAGAUAAAAGGUUAUGUACACAGAAGAAAAAGUUUAGGAAGUUGAAAGAGGAAAAUGCUGUUCUGAAAGAUGCAGCUGUUGAUGUAAUGGAGGACCAAAUGUCCUGGGACGUCAUAACGGACAAACGUCUCCUGAUUUUGAAGGAUCAGAUCGACCAGGAGAGAGCCAACAUCAAGUUUCUAGAGAAAAAGUUGAAAGACAAGGGAAGUACAUUUGUUAAUGUGGACAAGAACAAAAAAUCAAGUGCAGAGAAAGUAUUGAAGAUAGAAAUUCAAAAACUGCAAAGUUUGAAUAAAGACCUGACAGAGAAAAACAAAAGAUUGCAAGGCAAAGUAAAUAGUUUAGCUGAAGAAGUUGAAAAAUCCCACAGGGAUGUUGAGAACGAGCAAACCAAAGUUGCAAAAUUAGAGGCAGAGAAGGCCGUGCUGGCGCUGGAGAGACAGCAGGCCGAGAACCAGCUUAUAGAGAAAAACAGACAGGACUUGAACCAGCACUCAGCAAUGCAGGAAAGCAAUAUGAGGAGCAAUCACUCACUAUCACUCCUUCACUCGGACAAAGUGCUCAGGAAAGUCUCUCAGAUGAGUGGUGUAUUACCUUAUGACCUCCUCCUCACUCAGAACCACUUAGAAAGCAAAGAGCAUCCCAAGUCAAAGUCGACUUCACAAAAUAACGUGUAUACAGAUACAAGGUCUGAGAAUGAGCGACAAUCUCUGGAACAUCUCUGGCUGGACCGGGGAAGGAUUUCUGAGGAGGAAUUUAGAGAUAUGGAGACAGAGGAGGAUGAGAACUUGGACUGCUGUUACCGGGGAGAUGGACAGAGGAGAUACAGCUACCAGGCAGCCAUAGAUAAUCAGAACUGUCUCCCGGGAGAGCAGCGAUACCCGAGGUGUCGCAGUGGCAGCUUCCAGGCUGCUAUAGAGGGGGGUCAAAAGGAGGGAGAUCACGGGCAAGUAUCAGAAAAUUUGACACAGUUGAUUUCUUCAAGAUCAACGGCAACUGAAAAUGUUGAUUCUUAUCAUUCCAUUGUUCCGUCUUAUAACCACUUGGAUGACUGUCUCGUAUCCACUAAGACGUCCCAUUCCCAGGGUGCCUCAUCAUAUUCCCAGAAUUCCUCUCAAGUGUGUUAUUCAGUCUGUGAUAGUGUACAAACUGCAGGAACUGUGGGCUGCAGUGGUGAUUUCACUGUGAACUCCAGUUACCUGACAUGUACUGACACUUCUCAUAAUCAUUGUGAUGUCAUGAUAAAGCAGUUCAGCAGUUGUCAUGAUGAUGUCACAAACACACAAAAUGACGAUGGAUCCCGUCUGUUUGGGACACGGUGGAGGGACACCGCCAAGGACAGUGGUUGUACUCUAGAGGACUCAAGUCUGAAACAUAGGUCCGGGGACUUAAAUGACUCACCAGCUGCACCAGAUGUGAUACAGAUAACAAAAUUGGGAAAAAUCAACACAGAUGACAGGAAAGAGUUAAUGUCCCCUAAAGUAAGUAUUCCAUCAUCAUCAUCAACAACAGCAGGGUUAAACUCGUCAUCAGAUUACAGAACAUGCAAAGAACAUAUCAGAACAGAAGGGUCACCCACAACAGAGGCUGGAAAGGAAAUGGAUAGGUGUGUGUCAGAGGUCAAAGAGGAAAGGAGUGAGGUCAAGGAUACAAAGAUUAAGGACAAGGAAGAGGUGAAUGAUGUUGUAGAUGCAAAGGUCAAGGAGGAGGUGAAUGAGAAGAUUGACCCAGUGAAGGGCGAAGACCGGGAUGAUGAAAAUGUCGACGUAACCAACAACUUGAUAAAACAGAUAGAAAAACUGAAUUUGAGUGACUGUCCUACACAUUGUGAAUUGCUUGAUGAUUUGUCCCCAUCUUCACCACACCUAAAGAAAAUUAGACAGGGAAACCUUGCCAAACGUCGGGAACAGAUGAAGUUUCUUAGGAUGCCUGAUCUGAAUGAACAUCAGGAAUCUGGACAAAUGAUGACAAACGGUGACGGGGAAUCGGAUAGUUCGGUGAUGCCCAGUAUCCCGGAGACUCUGCUUCAGGAUCUAGGGGUGGACCAGGAUAAGACAGAAGAAGAAAGCCCUGAUCAGUUAUCAGAACAAGAAUUAGAAAACAAGUUUACAAGUCUUUCUCUGGCAUUCAAAACAGACAAGAUAACAUUAGAGAAACGGCUAGAAAUCCAGGAGAGGUCUCGGGAUAUAGCAGAGGAGAAUGUGUCCAAAGAAGUUAAAGGCCUCAAAGAGGCGCUGGAGCAGUUGAAUCAGAUCUGUGUGGACUCACAGGUCCGGGGCCUUCUUCUGAAAAUCCAGAAACAUGUUGCAGUGCUGGAGCAGGCCAGUGCUCGAGUGUCCUCUCGAGCAGAGGUGUUCGGGGCCGUUCAACAGGAGAAGCGAAUGAGUAAAGCUAUUGAGAUCAUGCUGACUCACGUAGACAACCUGAGAAUGUCACAUGAAAGACAGACAGCGGAACUGGAGGAGGCCAGGAAAUUAAUUCAGGACAACAGACCAUUUGGAGGGAGCACAGAUUUAGGAGACUUUGUUGGACUUUCGAGACGAUCAGCUUCCGUAUGCCACAGCAAUACCUUCCUGCCAAAAGGUGCCCGACGCAGGGUUAGUGACGCAGCCUUGACCCGCAGUGGGCUCCCUCACUCAGCCUCCGUGGACAACAUAUCUGAGUCUGUGCAUGUCAUGCCACCCUUGCGACGAGACCUGGCAAUAUCACUAUCGGAGGAGGAUCCCAGAUCCAAGUUUCAACAGAUAGCAUCAGUAGCGGCUUUGAAAAAUAGCACCUCCUCCGCCUUUAGAAAAGCCUCCCUGUGCAAACAGACUAGCACUUCGUCAUUGUUGGGCCAGAACCUCCGCCUAGCACAAGAGAACUCUCAGUCUGACAGCAAGACAACAAGAUCAAUCUCCAAGCAGCAUUCAGCUGAAGAAGAGGCAUUUCAGAAAGGAUUUGAACAGGGGUACAAGGCACAGAUCACCGGUCAGUUGAAGCAGCUGAGGGAUCAGCAGAACUCCAUUACGGACACUCUAGAUGAAAUCCGAGACAAGUGUGAGGAGGCAGAGGAAGGAGAUACACAGGAAAUAAGCCUACGUGACACAAUCGUGUCCAAGGUCUGGGAGCACAUACCCGAGUGGGGCACGGCCAGUAAAAACCUCCGCUUGGCCACCGUCGUCUUCUUCCUGUUCUUGGCGGCGGUCAGCAUAAUCCUGUCCUUCCUCCCGGUAGGGUAUGCAGCAGUACAGGUGUACCCAGAGUACCACCAUGUCAACAGUCCACCUGUCUGAUCCAGUGCUGGAGCACUAAACCAUCAGAACCCCUCAUCUAGAGCACAUGUUAUCUCUUGAGAGCAAUCGUAUUCAUGUUUUUUCCCCAUAUUUAUAUUUUAUUUAGAAACUCUCCUACAAAACUUUAUUUUUGUUUUGUUUUUUUUCCCCUUUCUAUAAACAGAUUGGUAGUACUGUGGAUUUAAACAGGCACCUGUAUUUACUGUGUGCUACGAUAUGAUUUCAGUUCAUAAAAGACUACAGAAUGUCCAUUGUUGAUUUGUACAGAGUGUAAUUGGGAAUUUCAAGCUGUAACGAUAUACUGAACAGUGGGUAGUACAAUAAAUGUGUAACAUAUCAUUUAUAAUAAAUGAGGAUGAAUUGUUUUCUUCAUGAACUGAUUGAUUUUUUAAGUGAGGUUAUAUGACUUGUUGUGUACAUUUUACAAUGUGAUGAUCCUUUAUGGACCCUAGUAUGGGUCCUGUCAUAUCAGUCUGUGUUUUCAUAUACCAACAGAAUAUACUCCUUAAAUCUCCUAAUGGUGUAUGAGUUGGCCAUCUUUAAUUUUUUUUAUGCAACAAUUUUUUUUUCUCCAAAGAAUAAUAUUUAGCUAGCAAUAGAUUGUCAAAGAUCUUUAUUUUUAUCAAUAUUAUUCAAAUUUAUAUGCAAAAUCUUAUUUUCAAAAGAAUUAAUACUUCGGUCAAUAAUCUCUUUUGUGUUGUAUGUUUAAAUUCAACUGACAUAGCAAUAAAGAGAAUCAUAACACUCAUACAUAUAUGUAUUUAUGUGUGUUUGUAACACCUAUACAUAUUAAAUUGUGUUCUGCCGUUACGUCACUCGGUGGGUACUAUUCCUGGUAGGAGUUGCAGCUAUCUGGUUUAUAUACAUGUGUGUCUGACUAGAAUGCAGACACAUCUAGAAAAUCAUGAGAAAGGGACAUUUUGAAAUACAUGUAUAUUUUUUAUUGUAAAUUUAGAUAAAAAGAAUUAUAAUAAUACUUUCUGUAUAUUCACGAAAAGUGUACCUGAGUGAAUUUGAGAAGUUGUUAAUUUAUAUGAAUUUCUUGCACCGUGAGGCAGAAUUGAUGCUGUUGUUUAUAUUAUAAGACAGUGGCAUUUUAAUUUUUCUAUACUCAAGAUGUUCAUGAUUUUUUAUAGUUGGGUAAUUAAAUUAUACACUUUUUUCGUGAUUUAAAUCAAGAUAUAUGACCAUUUUAUGUUUUAAGAAGCGUUUUAGAGGAGCAGGCAUCUUAAUAUUAUGUGUACAUACACGUGUGUAGUAAUAUAUCGAUGUUUUAAAUGUUACAAAAGUUUUAAGUUAUUGUUAGUUGUGUUGAUCAGCCACACACGCAGUGUACUUUUCAAUGAAAUACGAGUUUUCAUUCAUUAAAAAUGUCGUUGAAUAAAAUGUUUGUUGACACUA
Ostrea edulis (European flat oyster) is the source of this 6850-nucleotide messenger RNA. RefSeq lists its product as uncharacterized. The record is from RefSeq and is a predicted model, not a curated record. NCBI's taxonomy places the organism in Eukaryota, Metazoa, Mollusca, Bivalvia, Ostreida, Ostreidae. Gene Ontology annotation, cellular component: endoplasmic reticulum membrane. The coding region runs from base 869 to 5449 and encodes 1526 amino acids. The transcript is spliced from 36 exons.